AUGACUCGCUUAACCAAGGACCUGAAUCCGCUGGUCCAGGCAAUGGACGAGACUCUCGGAAGAAGCCGUUUGAUUGUUGAUCAAGAGCUGAUCGAUAAUGACGAGAACUUGAUCGACACAUUCGGAGCGCCUCCUGAUCUCGUCGAAGUGACACGGGGCUUGGAGGAGACCGUCCGGUCGCAGAAAUUCUACCUUCUAUACGGCGAUUACAUGGGUCGCGUUUGGAGUCGUCGCUGUUGCCGAAUUGCUCGAUCGGGAUGUGAGCUCGGGAUUUCGGUCAGCAGCGAUGUGGCUAAAACGGCAAUUUUGGGAUAUGCGAAACGCGUCCAGAUCUGCCACGAAGCUCCCCAUCGCAGCCCCAACGACAAAGACACUCGCGACACAAUCGUGAGCCAUGUUGGCGGCUUGGAGAGGCUUCUACCGGAUGAUCAGAAGGCGGUUCGUGAUCACUGGAUAUCCAUUGUCAAUCUGUGA
Messenger RNA from Penicillium vulpinum, 474 nucleotides. RefSeq lists its product as uncharacterized. The transcript has 2 exons. The record is from RefSeq and is a predicted model, not a curated record. NCBI's taxonomy places the organism in Eukaryota, Fungi, Ascomycota, Eurotiomycetes, Eurotiales, Aspergillaceae. The coding region runs from base 1 to 474 and encodes 157 amino acids.